UAUUUCGCUGCAGAUUACACAUAUCUAGAGCUAGAAGAAGCUAAUUGCGCCGUGGCCGGAGCAAUGCGCGCGGUGGCAUGGCGCGUCGGUUGACGCGGACAUGAGGCGUUCGCCGCGCGCGGCUGCCGCGGCGGUGCUGCCGGUUUUGCUGCCGCUGCUGCUGCUGCUGCUGAAUUGGGCAGCGGCGCCGGUGGGCGCGGCGACGGCGGCGGAGACGCGGGCGCUGCUGGAGUUCAAGGCGGCGGUGACCGCGGAUCCGGGCGCGGUGCUCGCGAACUGGACGCUGGGCGGCGACCCGUGCCGCGACUUCGGCGGGGUCUCCUGCUACCCCGCGUCCGGCGCCGUGCAGCGGCUGCGCCUCCACGGCGAGGGCCUGGAGGGCGUGCUCUCCCCGUCGCUCGCGCGGCUCCCCGCGCUGGAGUCCGUCUCGCUCUUCGGCAACCGCCUCUCCGGCGUGAUCCCGGCGAGCUUCGUCGGCCUCGCGGCCACGCUCCACAAGCUCAACCUCAGCGGGAACGCGCUCUCCGGGGAGAUACCGGCGUUUCUUGGCACUUUCCCUAUGCUGCGGCUGCUCGACCUCUCCUACAACGCGUUCUCCGGCGAGAUCCCGGCGACUCUGUUCGGCGAGUGCCCCCGCCUCCGCUACGUGUCGCUCGCGCACAACGCGCUCACCGGCCGCGUCCCGCCGGGCAUCGGCAACUGCGUUCGCCUCGCCGGAUUCGACUUCUCCUACAACAACCUCGACGGAGAGCUGCCCGAUAAACUGUGCGCGCCGCCGGAGAUGAGCUACAUUUCUGUCCGGAGCAACUCGCUCUCCGGCGCCAUUGACGGCAAGCUCGACGGCUGCCGAAGCCUCGACCUGUUCGACGUCGGGAGCAACAGCUUCUCCGGCGCCGCACCGUUCGGCCUUCUCGCCCUCGUCAACAUCACCUACUUCAACGUCUCCUCCAACAACUUCGCCGGCGAAAUCCCGAGCAUCCCGACAUGCGGCGACAGGUUCGCCUACCUCGACGCGUCCAGGAACAAGCUCACCGGCUCGGUGCCGGAAACCAUGGCGAAUUGCCGCAACCUGAUGCUACUCAAUUUGGGGGCCAAUGGACAGGGCCUCACCGGCGGCAUCCCUGCGGCGCUGUCGCAGCUGAAGAACCUGAAUUUCCUUGACCUCUCGGAGAAUGCGCUCACCGGCGUGAUCCCGCCGGAGCUCGGCGACCUCUCCAACCUGGCACACUUCAACGUGUCCUUCAACAACCUCACCGGCUCAAUCCCAUCUUCUCCAUUGCUGCAGCAGUUCGGCCCAACGGCAUUCAUGGGCAAUCCAUUCCUCUGUGGUCCGCCAUUGGACCAUGCCUGUCCAGGCCGGAACGCGAGGCGAUUGGGAGUGCCGGUGAUAGUCGCCAUCGUCAUCGCAGCCGCCAUACUCGUCGGGAUCUGCAUCGUAUCUGCCAUGAACAUCAAGGCAUACAAGAACAAGAGGAGGAGGGAGCAGCAGCAGCACGACGACGAGGAGGAGAUCCUCGUCUCCGACAGCGCGGCGAUCGUGUCGCCGGGAUCAACCGCCAUCACCGGAAAGCUGGUGCUCUUCAGGAAGAACAGCUCGGCAUCGAGGUACGAGGAUUGGGAGGCCGGGACCAAGGCGGUGCUCGACAGGAACUGCCUCGUCGGCGUCGGGUCAGUCGGCGCCGUGUACAGGGCCAGCUUCGAGAGCGGCGCCUCCAUCGCCGUCAAGAAGCUGGAGACGCUGGGGAGAAUCACGAGCCAGGAGGAGUUCGAGCGUGAGAUGGGCAGGCUACGUGGCCUCACCCACCCCAACCUUGUCACCUUCCAUGGCUACUACUGGUCACCCUCGACCCAGCUUCUUCUCUCCGAGUUCGUCGACAAUGGCAGCACAUUGUACGAUCACCUCCACGGCAGCCGUCGCCGUGCGGGCCCGGCGAGCACCGGCGGUGAUGGCGGCGGCCUGCCAUGGGAACGGCGGUUCAGGAUCGCGGUGGCGACGGCGCGCGCGCUCGCGUACCUUCACCAUGACUGCAAACCUCAGGUACUUCACCUCAACAUCAAAUCAAGAAACAUCCUGCUGGACAACGAGCACGAAGCGAAGCUCUCAGAUUUCGGGCUAUCCAAGCUUCUGCCCGAACCGAGCAACCUACCAGGCUACGUGGCGCCGGAGCUAGCGUCGUCGUCGAUGAGCUCGAGGCACGGCGGCGACAAGUGCGACGUGUUCAGCUUCGGGGUGGUGUUGCUGGAGAUGGUGACGGGGCGGAAGCCGGUGAGCAGCCGCCAUGGACGGCAGGGCACGGUGUUGGUGGUGGUCCUGCGCGACUACGUGAGGGAGAUGGUGGAGAGCGGCACGGUCUCAGGCUGCUUCGACCUGAGCAUGAGGAGAUUCGUCGAGGCUGAGCUGGUGCAGGUGCUGAAGCUGGGCCUCGUGUGCACCUCCGAGUCGCCGUCGCGGCGGCCGAGCAUGGCCGAGGUGGUGCAAUUCUUGGAAUCCAUUAGAGGCAGUUCAUGACUAACUAUAAUUAAAUUGAUUGGACAUGCUCACCUGUCACUGUCAGCAGAGGAGGAUUAGGGCGUUCGUGAUACGAUCAGAGGAUACCAAAUUUGUGACCCCGUUGUUUCAUUCUUUGGUGUGUUUGUCACCUCGAUUUCACAGUCCCUUUGUCACGUGUCAUUAUCAUUUUGUUCAGAUUUGUCACUGUAAUAGGGGACGUUGUUUUAGGCUUAUCCAUGUGCAGAAUGUACGGGUCAUAGAUGCAAAUGCAAGAGCCAUA
This is a messenger RNA of Oryza sativa Japonica Group (Japanese rice), 2771 nucleotides long. RefSeq names its product probable LRR receptor-like serine/threonine-protein kinase At1g12460. Gene Ontology annotation, biological process: protein phosphorylation. The record is from RefSeq and is a predicted model, not a curated record. NCBI's taxonomy places the organism in Eukaryota, Viridiplantae, Streptophyta, Magnoliopsida, Poales, Poaceae. Gene Ontology annotation, molecular function: protein kinase activity; ATP binding; protein binding.